AUGGACCAGCCCCUGCCCAAACCUGAGCCAAUAAGCAAUCGCAGUGGCACCUCCGUGAUACCCUAUGGCAGAAAGGACAAAACACAAUGGGAGAGGAGUGAGAAUGAUGUGAGAGAACAACCCUACAGACAUCAAGGACCAUAUGCCCAGAGGCAGCAGAUGUCCAACAGCAGCUCCAUCACCCAGUUCCUCCUCCUGGCAUUGGCAGACACGCGGGAGCUGCAGCUCUUGCACUUCUGGCUCUCCCUGGGCAUCUACCUGGCUGCCCUCAUGGCCAACGGCCUCAUCAUCACCACCGUAGUGUGCAACCACCACCUGCACACCACCAUGUACGUCUUCCUCCUCAACCUCUCCCUCCUCGGCCUGGGCUCCAUCUCAACCACUGUCCCCAAAGCAAUGGCCAACUCCCUCUGGGACACCAGGGACAUCUCCUACGCAGGAUGUGCUGCACAGCUCUUCCUGAUUGUCUUUUUCCUUUCAGCAGAGUAUUUUCUCCUCACCGUCAUGGCCUAUGACCGCUCCGUGGCCAUCUGCCAGCCCCUGCACUACGGGACCCUGCUGGGCAGCAGAGCUUGUGUCCACAUGGCAGCAGCUGCCUGGGCCAGUGGGUUUCUCCAUGCUGUGCUGCACACGGCCAAUACACUGUCACUGCCGCUCUGCCACGGCAAUGCCCUGGGACAGGUCUUCUGUGAAAUCCCACAGAUCCUCAAGCUCUCCUGCUCACACACCUACCUCAGGGAAGUGGGGCUUAUUUGGGCUAGUGCCUUUUUGUACUUUGGGUGUUUCGUUUCCAUCGUGCUGUCCUACGUGCAGAUCUUCAGGGCUGUGCUGAGGAUCCCCUCUGAGCAGGGACGGCACAAAGCCUUUUCCACGUGCCUCCCUCACCUGGCCGUGGUCUCCCUCUUUCUCAGCACUGCCACGUUUGCCUACCUGAAGCCCCCCUCCAUCUCCUCCCCAUCCCUGGACCUGGUGGUGGCAGUCCUGUACUCGGUGGUGCCUCCAGCAGUGAACCCCCUCAUCUACAGCAUGAGGAACCAGGAGCUGAAGGACGCACUGAAGAAGCUGAUGCAGUGGAAACCAGCAGUGGUUGCUUGUGUGCAGGUGACACAGCUGGUGGAGUUCCUCAUAGAGCACCACGAGGAACUCUUUGGAGAGGAUGUGGCUGGUCUGGCCAACACAUCAGCUGAGGAGUUGCCAGCCUCGGGGCAGAAGCAGAAACCGCUAUGUGAGGUCCAUAAACAGCGUGCUGACAAAGGCCUCCACCUGAUGAAGGUGGCCCUGCUGCCGCAGGGAUGA
Falco peregrinus (peregrine falcon) is the source of this 1296-nucleotide messenger RNA. RefSeq names its product olfactory receptor 14C36-like. Gene Ontology annotation, biological process: G protein-coupled receptor signaling pathway. Gene Ontology annotation, cellular component: membrane. The transcript has 3 exons. Lineage: Eukaryota; Metazoa; Chordata; Aves; Falconiformes; Falconidae. The record is from RefSeq and is a predicted model, not a curated record. The coding region runs from base 1 to 1296 and encodes 431 amino acids. Gene Ontology annotation, molecular function: G protein-coupled receptor activity; olfactory receptor activity.